This is a messenger RNA of Dendronephthya gigantea, 1107 nucleotides long. RefSeq names its product fibrillin-1-like. The transcript has 17 exons. The record is from RefSeq and is a predicted model, not a curated record. Bases 1 to 1107 code for a protein of 368 amino acids. Gene Ontology annotation, molecular function: calcium ion binding. NCBI's taxonomy places the organism in Eukaryota, Metazoa, Cnidaria, Anthozoa, Malacalcyonacea, Nephtheidae.
AUGGAAGAAUUUCCUUUUCCCUUUACAGGCACCAUUCCACCAACUACUAAUCCAGCUAACGCAACAAGACCUUCUAAUACAUCUAGUCCAGGCACCAUUCCACCCACUACUAAUCCAGAAUUAUGCGGCGAAAGUCAACUGUAUCCUCCUGGAAAACUCACAAGCCCUCUUCAUCCCCUUUCAUACCCUCACUACUUGGAUUGCAGUUGGACGAUUUCCAGCACCAAUGGAAGAAAAAUUUUACUACAGUUUACUUCAUUCUUGCUGGAAGGUAGUUACAGUUGUGGAUUUGACUAUUUGGAAGUUUAUGAUGGAGAUUCAGCAAAUACGACGAAACUGGGCAGAUUCUGUGGAAACCAAUUACCAAGAAGCCUGGUAUCAUCUGGACUCAAACUCUUCAUCGUGUUUCACUCGGAUUAUAGCGUGUCAGCACCGGGAUUUGUUCUGAACUAUUCAACACCAUUAGAUGUAAAUGAAUGUUACUUUGGAACACACAACUGCGCUAUUGGAGCGUCAUGUGUCAAUACGAAUGAAUCGUUUUACUGCAUUUGUGAAAACGGUUAUACCGGAGAUGGCGUAACCUGCACAGAUAUCAAUGAAUGUGAACUUGGAAUUGAUAACUGUCAUUCUCAAGCAUCAUGUCGCAAUACCAAUGGGUCGUUCGACUGUUCUUGCAACUUUGGCUUUAGUGGAGAUGGAAUAGCAUGCAACGCGACAAGACCUUCUAAUACAUCUAAUCCAGGCACCAUUCCACCCACGCAACGCAACGUGACAAGACCUUCAAAUACAUCUGAUCCAGAUACGACGCCUUCUAAUACAUCAAGUCGAGGCACCAUUCCACCCACUAUUAAUUCAGGCAACGUUACAAGAUCCUCUAAUACAUCUAAUCCAGGCACCAUUCCACCAACUACUAAUCCAGAUGGUUCGUAUGAAUGUACCUGCCAUGAGGGCUAUGAAGGAAACGGCAAAAAUUGUACAGAUGUCAAUAUGUGCGAAGACAAUCCUUGCCAUGUGAAUGCAAAUUGCACCACUGUUAAUGGAUUGUAUGUAUGUAUUUGUCACGAAGGAUAUGAAGGCAAUGGCACCAGCUGUACAGGUACAUCAUAA